CCCACAACCUCUGGAGGCAAGUCGCAUAAUGUCGGGUGCCCCAGGACUAGGCCCGAGAGGCUUGCAAGGCCUCAACAGAAGAGGCAGAAGACAGCUGGUGACUCUGCAUUUAUGGACUCUAGAGGAAUGCAUGUUUAAAGGUUAGACUGAGACCAGGAAGCUCUGGGUUCAAGUGUUUCGCUUGCCCCAACGCACAUGACCAAGAAGGCAAAGCUUGGGUCGUGUGAUUGGGUUGUCUUCUUCAUUCUUUGGACCCCCCCCCCCCCACAGAUGCCUCCUGAAGCGACAGGGUUAGAUUGCAACACAGCAAUGAAAUGUAACAAACCAACAUGCUGACUUGUAAACAAAAAGCAACCAGGAUUAAACAGGAAGCCCCCCUGAACCCAUUUGCUAUUACAAACACACCCUAUCCCAGGUCAGUUCCUCUUAAUGGCGAUUAAUGUGUUUGUGGCUUUGCAGAAUCUUCAGCCCUGGGUUAGAACAACGCACAUCCAUCCGUGAAAUUGGAAUGUGCCCCCUUCACACACCCCAAACCAUCCCACCAAACGUUGAGGACAUCUCCAAUCACCAGAAUAUUCCCCACCCCCCACAUGCAAAGUGGGUCUGAGUCGUGAACGGUUGAGCUUUAAGACCCAUGUAUCUCAACCUUGGCAAUUGGAAGACGCUCCGGAAAGUUCUCAACAGUGUCCAUCUGUCCCUGCUUCAGUGCAAAGCGGUUGAGUUGGGUGGACCAGAUCAAGACCAUGUGGCAGGACGAUUAUUUGGACAGCUUGGACCCUGACUCGGGGCCUCUGGAUGAGAUGGGCCUGUCGACUCAGUUUUUAAAAGUCUCCUUGGCCUUCAACGACACGGAGAAAUGGGACCACUCCUUUGCGGCCAGCGUCAUCGCCAGCGUCCCCACCAUGCUGGAGAUCCUGGAGGACACCGGGUUUUUCUUCCUCUUGGGCAAAUUGUCCACCCUUCUGAAGGGGCUCAAAGCCGCUGGUCUCCUCUCGGAUGUGUGGAAGGCUCCCGAAGGUGCAGCUCUGCAGAGCCUGGCUCCCAUCUUCAGGUUGCUGGUCCAGCUUACGCCGAGGAAGAUCUACCAUAGCUUCUGGUGCCUCCGAGACUUCCUGGAGGACGCGGACGAAGAGGAUUUUGAGGGGCCGGACUGCCUGAGAUAUCUGACUGGCGUCCAGCAAGGCUUGGAGGACCUGGAGCCGCAGAAGACUCUGGAUUGCUUGGCGGACCUCCAUGAUUUCCUCCUCUUCCAGUAUCCGUAUCUGAUGUGGUUAGCUUCUCAUCCCGAAGUUCAAGAGAAGGUGGGCGACCUGAAUCUCUUUCCGACGUUGAUGAUAGCCCGGAAGGUCUUGGGGUUCGGCAUGGAGUAUUUCCACGACUGUCUGGUCGAUCUGCAGGAGGUUCUGGAAGAUCUUAACGAGGUGGAAGCCGUGGUCCACACUCCUGAUGACUUGGACAUGUUCUAGAUCUCCGGGAAAAGACCAGCUUUAAGGGCAGGCCCCUUAUCGCUCACCAUCGCGUACAAAAUUUUAAUGCUCCCAUCUUCCGGGCCUCUGAAGGAACCACCCACCCUUACAACAUCGCCCCCAACCGCACGCUAGGUUAAUUAAUUGUAAUUAAAUUGAUUAAUCUACUGGCACCCUACAGGCAAACGUCAACGGAAAGCGAAUUCUGCAUUUCUCUGCUGACUCUUCAUACCAUCUGCAGCCUGUUUUUAAUCGGGAGUUUAAAUGCCUGGGUCAUUUCUCCUCGGAUCAAACUAGCGUUUCAAUAAAAAAAAUGG
Molecule: messenger RNA, 1783 nt
Organism: Crotalus tigris (Tiger rattlesnake)
Lineage: Eukaryota; Metazoa; Chordata; Lepidosauria; Squamata; Viperidae
Exons: 2
Coding region: 744-1466 (240 amino acids)
Source: RefSeq, a predicted model, not a curated record